AUGAUUAAAAAAACAUUCAAACUAUUUAGCACUUUAUAACAAGGUCAAACAGAAACAUAUGAUAUAAUAAUAUCAGGAUGUGGACCAGUAGGUUUAAGUUUUGCCUGUGCAUUAUCAAACAGCAUGUAUUUCAAAAAUUAAAAAGCAAAAAUCUUAAUGUUAGAUUCAUAAAAAUUAGAAGAAAACCUAACUGAUAUUCCUCACUAAAGAGUAUACAGUAUAAAUUAUUCAAGCCAGAAUUUUUUAUAAUCAAUUGGUGCUUGGGACCAUUUAGAUAAAAAAAGACUGGGGCACACUAAAUAAAUGCAAGUAUGGGAAGAAAAAGGUUAAAGUUACAUCAAAUUUAAACAUUAAGGAAGUCCGAACGACGAUGAUAAUAAAUUAGGAACUUUAAUUGAAAAUAACAAUAUAAUAUUAAGCUUAUUAAAAAGGAUAAGAGAAUUAAAUACUAUAGAAUUUUCCAUUCCGGACCAAAUCGAAUGUUUAGAAGACGACGAGAACUCAAAUUUAUAAAUCGUAAAAUUAAAAUCUGGAAGAAAAAUGUUUUCUAAAUUAGUUGUAGGAAGUGACGGAAGGAAUUCGGUAGUAAAAGAAUAAAAAAAAAUUGGUACAUACGGUUGGAUGUAUAAUUAAAUGGGUAUCGUAUGCACUAUUAAGACAAGCAAAAGUGAAAAAAAUACGGCUUAUUAAAGAUAUUUUAUUAAUGGUAGUUCUCUUGCAAUUCUGCCUUUGUGGGAUGGAUAUAGUUCUAUAGUAUAUUCUGUGCCUUUAUAUUAAUAUGAAGAAUUAAUUAAAUAGUCCGAUAAUGACUUUUUGAAUACUUUAAAUUUCGCUUUAUCUAAAUAAUCAAAUUUGUAGACUCCGACGUUCAAUUUUAAUGAUUAGAGCUUUGUUCCGCCUCCUUUCGUAACUUAAAUUAUUAAUAAAAGACUUGCUUUUCCUUUGGCUUAGCUAUAAUCUGGAAGAUAUAUAGCCAGAAAUAUUGCACUUAUAGGGGAUGCGGCACAUUCGAUACAUCCACAUGGAGGAUAAGGUCUGAAUAAUGGAUUUAAUGAUGCGAUUUCCCUUUCCAAUUGUGUUAUUAGGAAUUUUAGGGCUGGACAUUUUAUUGGGGACUUGAUGAGUUUAUAGGAAUAUGAAAGUGAAGCGAAGGUUUUUAAUUAUUUUAAUGGAAUUUCAAUGGAAGUUCUUAAAAAAUUAUAUGAAGUUGAUGUUGCGGGAUUUGCAAUGGUCAGAAAUUUCGGAGCUAAUCUGUUAAAUAAUUGUAAUUUUAUUAAAAACAAUAUUUAGAAGAUUGCAGGGUAAAAUCCUUUUGCUCCUUAAAAAUAUGAAUGGAUUGAUUGA
Ichthyophthirius multifiliis is the source of this 1344-nucleotide messenger RNA. Its product is annotated as ubiquinone biosynthesis coq6 family protein, putative. Gene Ontology annotation, molecular function: FAD binding; oxidoreductase activity, acting on paired donors, with incorporation or reduction of molecular oxygen. NCBI's taxonomy places the organism in Eukaryota, Ciliophora, Oligohymenophorea, Hymenostomatida. The record is from RefSeq and is a predicted model, not a curated record. Gene Ontology annotation, biological process: ubiquinone biosynthetic process. The transcript has 2 exons. Gene Ontology annotation, cellular component: mitochondrion.